GCAUACCUUGCGGUUCCCCCUCGCACUGCCGUCUGUAACAGAGAUGGCUUGUUUGACAGACACUUUAACUCAUCUCAUCAGUUUAAACUCGUUGCAGCAGCUUUUUGUGUCACUAUGUGACUUCUGAGAACAACACAACUCUGUAAAAGGUCUUACAGGAGUUAUGAACAACUAUGAGGUCAUCCGUCAAAUUGGAGAGGGUGCGUUUGGUAAAGCCUUCCUGGUUCGAGACAAAGGUGGAGGUGGAGACAGACAGUCUGUGGUCAAACAGAUCAACCUCAGAAAGAUGUCAGCGAAGGAAAAGGAAGCGUCCAACAAAGAAGUGACGCUGCUGUCGAAGAUGAAACACCCGAACAUCGUCGCCUUCAUCAGCUCAUUUCAAGAGAAAGGCAGCCUGUAUAUAGUGAUGGAGUACUGUGACGGAGGAGAUCUGAUGAAGAAGGUCAACAUGCAGAGAGGAAUCUUCUUCAAAGAGGAGCAGGUUGUGGACUGGUUCGUUCAGAUCUGCCUCGGCCUCAAACACAUCCACGACAGGAAGAUCCUCCACAGAGACAUCAAAGCUCAGAAUAUCUUCCUAACCAACGGAGGGAUGAAAGCGAAGCUGGGGGACUUCGGAAUCGCAAGAAUGUUGAAUAACACCAUGGAGCUGGCCAGGACUUGUGUUGGGACACCGUACUACCUCUCCCCGGAGAUCUGCGAGAGUCGACCAUACAACAACAAGACGGAUAUCUGGUCUCUGGGCUGCGUCCUGUAUGAACUCUGCACCCUGAGGCAUCCGUUUGAGGGCAGCAGUCUGCGCCAGCUGGUCAGUAAAAUCUGCAGGGGGAGCUAUAACCCAGUACCCAGCCGCUACACCUACGACCUUCGCCUGCUGGUCACCCAACUCUUCAAGGUCAACCCCCGGGACCGUCCUUCAGUCACCUCUGUCCUCAGGCGUCCCUUCUUAGAGAAACACAUCAGCAAACACCUGGACCCACAGGUGAUGCAGGAGGAGUUCAGCCACACGGUGCUGCAUCGAAACAGAGCAGCAGUGUCUCAGGCUGCUAGAAUAAGACCAGGAGCAGCAGAGAAGAAACAGAAGUCCAGAGCAGCAGAGAGGCCCGGGGCCGCAGUGAAGAGACUGUCUGCUAAACCAGACUGGAGAGUCCCAUUCAGAGCCCACACUCCUGCCCACUACAAACCUCUUCAUCAGAGAGCUGCAGAGAGAGAAGCUGCAGGGCAGCAGAACCAGAGGUUUAAUGGACAGCAGCCAGUCGGCCAUUACCAGCACCACUACGCCCAGCUGGACGCCUUCCAGAGGAGGAAAAAGGAGGACGUUCUUCCUCCUCCUCCUCCUCCUCCUCCUCUUCCUCCUCCUCCUCCUCCCCCUCCUCUUCCUCAGGAGAGAGAAAGAGAACGAUGUGAAGACCACACUGUGGAACCAUACCAGCUUGUGGCUGCUGCUCGUAAUGAAUACCUGCAGAGGAGACACGAGGCCAACCAGUACAAGCUGAGAGCAGAGAAACAGCUGGGUCUGCGUCCGUGUACAGCUGAGAGCAACAGGAAGCCCAGUGGUCAGGAGCAGGAAGUGGGACGACCUGAACACCAACAUGCACCUCAGGACAAGAGGCAGGAAGGACAGCAGGAGUACAUGCGUCAGCUGGAUCUCAUCAGACAGCGGUAUCACCAGGAGAUGAGACAGAUGAGGCUGAGAGCUGAAGUAGAGGUACAAAAACGUUAUUCCACUUCAGGCUCCAAUUCAGCAUUCAGGUUUGAUGAGCCUCAGCCACAACACAAACAUGGAACCUUUGUGGUGGAGAAACCCAGAGACCCAGAACCUGAACAGCAGAGAGCUCCACCUGCACAGGACAUCGAAGCAGCUCUGAGGCAGAUCGGAGGGGAGAACAGAGAUCAGAAGAGAGCGCUGGAGAGAAAACACAGAGAAAAGAAAGGAAUCAUGUUUGAGAUCCGGUUAGAUGAGGAAGGGAUGAAAGAGGACGCAGAGAAGGAGAAAGAGGAAGGAAGCAAGGAAGAGGAGGAGAAAGAGUGUGAUGGAAGACAAAAGGAGGAGGAGGAAGUGGACCCUCUGAACCAGACUCUGAGCUUCCAGGAGGGGGAGGAGUUGAAGCUCAGGGAUUGGUCGGAGGUGAGGAGGGAGUGGAGCCAGAGGACUCCUCAGACUCUGCUGGACGCGCUCGCCAACAUGGACGUCAACUCCGUAUACAACACCACUGUCGAGGUUAAACAAGGUGAGGAGGCGGCAGGUCGUAGGCAGUGGGCCGACGACCCCCCCAACACCCUGCUGAACGCUCUUGCUCAGGCUGAACUCACAUCAUCAACUCUGAACUCAGUGACUGCAGAUUCAGAGCCAGAGGAGGACAGAGCAGAAGAGGAGGAAGAGGAGAGGAAGGAGGAAGAGAAGAGGAAGGAGGAAGAGGAGGACUCUGAUGUGGAGAUGGAUGAAGAGCGUCUGGAGCCGAGGUCAGAUGAUGACGACACGAACUUUGAGGAGUCGGAGGACGAGCUGAGGGAAGCGGUGGCAGACUCCAUGAAGAACCUGUUUGUGAUGGAAGACGGGAGCUCGGACAAGGCAGAGCACACAGACGAUGAUGGGAUGGAGGAGAAUGAGGAUGUAGGUGCAGUGAGCGCUGCAGACUCUCAACAGAUCCAGCCAGAGGUUGAGGAUUCACGUGCAGACGUUGUUUCCAAUGAGCCUGAAGAACGUGACGGUCAGUCCGAGCACUCGGACGAUAACACGACUUUAAAUAAGCAGCAACAUGCGACCUGAGUGCUCACAAACAUUCAACCCUUUAUUCUGAGUGACAAAGACAGCGGUAACUUAAGUGUCCCUUCACUUAUUAUUAACUUAAAUUCAAUGUAAUCUACACUGAAAGACUGAUGCAACAAAGAAAUCAUUCUUUAACAGGAUGUUGACAAAGUUGCCUUGUUUAAAUUAGGAGACAGUAGCGUCUACAGUAGUAGUGUCUACAGUCUUCAUUGGUCUAUAAAGAUACAGUAAAGAAGCACAUUAAUGCGUUAACAAGGGCAGUGAAGAAGGCUGCUAUCAAGAAAACAUGCAUGUCAACGAACAGCUGGUGCAGCUAAUUCUCCAGUCGGUGGGGUUUCAGACUGAAUGAUCGGACGAGCACUUUGUUUGAAGCAUACUGAAGCUACAAAAGCAUCUCUGAAAGUCCAGUCUUUAGGUUUCCUAGUCUGUUGAUUUAUAUUUUUUAAUGGAUAAGUCUGGUGUUAUUCUAUAAAUUUCUUGCUGUCAACAAAUCCCAUGAAAAAAACAAAACCAACAAUGUGUUAGUCCGUCUCUCAAUAUAUUUCUGUCCUGUCUCUCAGCCGAUUGGUUCCUACUGAAGACGUUAAUCUUUAAAAACACAAAUAUAUAGCUUCAUUUAAAAAAAUAAAAAAAGGCAAAGUAAUUUCCCAAAACAGCUGGUCGCUGUAGUUUUUAAUCAAACAAACAGGAAGAAAUAGCGCAUUUUCAGUGGCGGAUUAAUCCACAUUUGGUGCUCUAGUGAGUAUUUGGGGCAGCAGGAUGAUGUUUGUGGGAUUAAGUCAAAGUAAACUACAGUGUGUGUGUUCAUGGUAAUGAAGGAACAUGUCACCCAGAGCAACAGUGAGGCUCACUGAUAUGUUUUAAUAGUUUUUGGACAACAAUGGAGCUUUAUGGUAGAGGAAGAAGAUAUAUCAGGCUUCAAUGCACACAAAACUUGUUCUACUUACAUUCACUGAUGGUUUUGGUCUUUUCAUGGGAUUUACUAUUAGUCUUCACUUUUGUACAGAAGAUAGAGUUAAAUGAAAGGUAUUCUUUAAUAAGCAGCAGUACUGUUUGUACCUUUCCUGUGCUAUAACUCUUUCUUGCCACAGGUUGGCAGCACACAUCAAGCAGUGAAUAUGAAGUGUUUGAUGAUUGCAUUUAUUGCAGUAUUGUUUAAGUGGAAUUCCAGUUUCCCAGAGCAUCCUCUUUACAUGGACAUACUUAAAUAGUAAUAAUGCCUCUUUCAAAAUAAAGAUUAUUUAAUUUCA
Messenger RNA from Sebastes umbrosus (honeycomb rockfish), 4017 nucleotides. Its product is annotated as serine/threonine-protein kinase Nek5-like. Lineage: Eukaryota; Metazoa; Chordata; Actinopteri; Perciformes; Sebastidae. The coding region runs from base 164 to 2767 and encodes 867 amino acids. The transcript has 24 exons. Gene Ontology annotation, biological process: protein phosphorylation. Gene Ontology annotation, molecular function: ATP binding; protein kinase activity. The record is from RefSeq and is a predicted model, not a curated record.